AUGGACACAACCACUUCUUCAACCACAACCAUUGCUACAACUAUGGACAAAACCACUGCUACAACCAUGGACACAACCACUGCUACAACCCCGGACACAACCACUGCUACAACCACAACCACUGCUACAACCACGACCACAAUCACUGCUACAACCACCACCACUGCUACAACCAUGGACACAACCACUGCUACAACCACAACCACUGCUACAACUAUGGACACAACCACUGCUACAACCAUGGACACAACCACUGCUACAACCCCGGACACAACCACUGCUACAACCACAACAACUGCUACAACCACGACCACAAUCACUGCUACAACCGCCACCACUGCUACAACCACGGACAUAACCAAUGCACCAACCCCGGACACAACCACUGCUACAACCACAACCACUGCUACAACCACGACCACAAUCACUGCUACAACAGCCACCACUGCUAUAACCAUGGACACAACCACUGCUACAACCACAACCACUGCUACAACUAUGGACAAAACCACUGCUACAACCAUGGACACAACCACUGCUACAACCCCGGACACAACCACUGCUACAACCACAACCACUGCUACAACCAUGGACACAACCACUGCUACAACCACGGACACAACCACUGCUACAACCAUGGACACAACAACUGCUACAACCCCGGACACAACCACUGCUACAACCAUGGACACAACCACUGCUACAACCCUGGACAUAACCACUACUACAACCCCGGACACAACCACUGCUACAACCACGGACACAACCACUGCUACAACCAUGGACACAACCACUGCUACAACCAUGGACACAACCACUGCUACAACCACGGACACAACCACUGCUACAACCACGGACACAACCAUGGACAUAACCACUGCUACAACCACGGACACAACCACUGCUACAACCCCGGACACAACCACUGCUACAACCAUGGACACAACCACUGCUACAACCAUGGACACAAUCACUGCUACAACCACGGACACAACCACUGCUACAACCACAACCACUGCUACAACCAUGGACACAACCACUUUUACAACCAUGGACACAACCACUGCUACAACCAUGGACACAACCACUGCUACAACCAUGGACACAAUCACUGCUACAACCCCGGACACAACCACUGCUACAACCACAACCACUGCUACAACCAUGGACACAACCACUGCUACAACCACAACCACGGACACAACCAUGGACACAACCACUGCUACAACCAUGGACACAACCACUUCUACAACCACGGACACAACCACUGCUACAACCAUGGACACAGCCACUGCUACAACCACGGACACAACCUCGUGCUUUUUACGAUCUUAA
Molecule: messenger RNA, 1335 nt
Organism: Haliotis rufescens (red abalone)
Lineage: Eukaryota; Metazoa; Mollusca; Gastropoda; Lepetellida; Haliotidae
Product: mucin-2-like
Exons: 1
Coding region: 1-1335 (444 amino acids)
Source: RefSeq, a predicted model, not a curated record